AUGCCUUCAAAUUCCCUGCGCGAUAACGUCUCCCGCCGCAAGGAUGCCUCUCCCCUCGGCAGAGGCAUCUUCAUCGGGCUUCGUGCCCUAGAUGUCUGGUGGCAACACCAUCUACUCACCCGCGGAUGGGCUACACGAGCCAUCGAAACGCUUGGGGGUCAAGCAGUCUCAACAAGCCAUAUUAUAUCUUCUACAAGCUUUACGGGCCUUCAACCUUACUAUGGUCUCGUGAACCUGCUCUCCUUUGGCAGCAGCAUCAAGCAGAUUGCGACCAUGAUCUUCAUUUCCGAGCAAGAGACCCCCGUGGCCUCCGCCAUCAUUGUCGCCGCAUUCAACACUAUCGUCAACUCCGUGAACACUCUUCUGUCUGUUUGGGCUGUCACCUCCCAAGUGCCCAGCACCCUAUCUUCCAACAAGUCUUCCAACUUCUUACUCGCGAGUCCUCUCGUUGCCGUGGGCGCAGGCGCAUACCUCAUCGGGAUCCUCACUGAAGCAGUCUCCGAAUUCCAACGGACAGCUUUCAAGAAAGACCCCGCCAACAAAGGCAAGCCGUAUGGCGGCGGACUAUUCUCCCUCGCUACGAACAUCAACUAUGGUGGGUAUACUAUUUGGCGUGCUGGCUAUGCCCUGGUCACUGGCGGCCUGCCUCUGGCGGCUAUAAACUUUUCUUUCUUCUUCUACGACUUUGCGGCCCGUGGGGUCCCGGUGUUAGACGCGUAUUUGACAGACAGGCUUCUAUUUAUUCUACUAGUUCAUUCUAGUAGAUGUUGGGCGUUCCGAAUUACGUUGCCUAACCUUCCCUAUGUGGUUUUCAGGUCACGAGCAAGAGAGAUGCAUUUCAGUCUAGUCAAGAAGGAAUGUGUCCAGCACACAAACGGUUAUCAAGCGUACGCCUCGUCCAGGCACAAUCAACCUUUCCUACUAUGUAUAGAAAUUAUUGGAAAUUAUCACAAACAUCAAAGAAUUAUCGAGAUGAAAGUCGGAAUUGCAGGAAUCACGGGCAAAUUUGCCCGCCGCCUUGUCACCCACCUCCUUGACGCUGGUGACGACUCCCUGACUAUCAGAGGGUACUGCCGCAGCCCUUCGAAGCUCCCAGACUUCGUGAAAUUGUCUCCCAAGCUUGAGAUAAUUAAGGGCGCCGCGUUUGACCAAGACGCAAUUGCCACCUUCGUCCAAGGCUACGACGUUGUUGUCUGCUACUACCUCGGCGAUGACAAGCUCACGGUGGACGGCCAGAAGCUCCUCAUCGACGCUUGUGAGUCAGCCAAUGUUCCGCGCUACGUGGCCAGUGACUGGGCACUGGAUUACACCAAAUUGAAAUUGGGCGAGUUGUUCCCUAAGGAUCCCAUGAUCCAUGUCAAGAACUACCUCGAUACGGAGAAGAAGAAGGUUUCUGGGGUGCACAUUCUCAUUGGUGGCUUUAUGGAGCCCAUCUUCAGUCCCUUCUUCAACAUUGUCGAUGUUCAGACCAAUACCUUCCGGUACUGGGGUGAUGGCAAUGAGAUUAUGGAGGGAACGACCUACGAUGAUGCCGCCAAGUACACGGCAAAGGUGGUCUUGGAUCCAGAGGCAAAGGGUGUGUUGAAAUUUGUUGGAGGCCGCGCUACUAUCCAGGAAAUUGCCAAGUCGUAUGAGAAGGUCUAUGGUACCCCGGUGACAUUGGAGAAACGCGGGUCUCUCGAAGACUUGUACAAGACCAUGCAUGACAAGCGAAUGAAGAGCCCUCAGGAUAUCUACAGCUAUAUGUCUUUGUUCUUCUACUACUACUGGAUCAACGGACAGACCUUUGUUGGGCCGGAGUUGGACAAUGCCCGUUAUCCGGAUGUCCAGGCAGUCGACUGGGAGGGCUUCAUGAAGUGCUGGUCUCAGGAGCAGAUUGGGACAUCUUACUUUGCUUUGAAUAUAUUGGCAGUCCAGGUACAACAUUCCCAUUUUGACCGUCUAGCUGGGUCAUUUUCAAUCUGA
This is a messenger RNA of Aspergillus niger, 1965 nucleotides long. RefSeq lists its product as uncharacterized. Bases 1 to 1965 code for a protein of 654 amino acids. NCBI's taxonomy places the organism in Eukaryota, Fungi, Ascomycota, Eurotiomycetes, Eurotiales, Aspergillaceae. Gene Ontology annotation, biological process: lipid metabolic process. Gene Ontology annotation, molecular function: oxidoreductase activity, acting on the CH-CH group of donors. The transcript is spliced from 6 exons. The record is from RefSeq and is a predicted model, not a curated record.